Megalopta genalis is the source of this 337-nucleotide messenger RNA. NCBI's taxonomy places the organism in Eukaryota, Metazoa, Arthropoda, Insecta, Hymenoptera, Halictidae. The record is from RefSeq and is a predicted model, not a curated record.
UGUCCAUCUCUUGAUGUUCACCUACAGCUGCGACGUCGUAAUGCACGAGAGUCUGAAAGUUGCUGCAGGAAUUUACGAUUCCCCGUGGUGUUACUUGACGUUCAAUGAUCACGGAAGAAUGCUACGGAAAGACGUCGUACUCAUCAUCAUGAGGUGCAAAUUUCCUUGCUGCAUAACAGCCCGAAGGUUCUUCCCUGUAACCUUAGAAACAUACACAAAGGUAUGGAGUACAGCAGCUUCCUACUUCACGCUGUUGAGACAAACGUUGGACGACAUGGCACAUGUUUAAUUCCACAUUGUCGAUAACAACAAAUAUAUAUAUACAUAUAUAACACUA